Messenger RNA from Salvelinus sp. IW2-2015, 2808 nucleotides. The record is from RefSeq and is a predicted model, not a curated record. Lineage: Eukaryota; Metazoa; Chordata; Actinopteri; Salmoniformes; Salmonidae.
ACUMCUCAAAUCUGAAGGUGUUGUCAGUUUCAGAAAACUUUCAAGCAAAGGUGAUGGCGGCCGCGGUGUCCGUUAGCGCAGCUCCCAGAGAAGAAAAUCCAAAUGCAGGGCCCAAUUUCGCUAGCCGUACACUUCACGAAAACUAUGACCCCGCUGUCGAACACGAGAAUUGGGUAUCCAGGGAUCCCGAACUCGAGCCCAGUGAUGGGGAUGCAUCAUCGGACAACGAGUGUCAGCGAAGGGUCGAUGAAGAGUUGACGACGCUUAGCCCUGAAGAGAUUGAGAGUCGCUUGGACAGAACUCGUCGAGAGUUUUACAAUCGCCGGAAAAUCAUAAUUAAAAACCUGCCAUCCGAUGUUAGCAAUCAGGAGGUACAUGAGCUGUUGCGCAACUAUGACUUGAAGUACUGUUUUGUGGACAAAUACAAGGGAACAGCCUUCGUCACACUGCUCCAUGGGGAGCAGGCACAAUGUGCCAUCAAAGAGUUCCACCAGCACAUGWUGCGGGAGCGGGAGAUCUCUGUGCAGCUGCAGCCCACCGACMCGCUGCUGUGCAUCGCCAACCUGCCCCACGCUUUCUCCCAGCAGCAGUUUGAGGAGCUGGUGAGACCCUUCGGCAACCUGGAGCGCUGCUUCCUGGUCCACAGUGCCUCCACUGGCCACUCCAAGGGCUACGGCUUCGUGGAGUACAUGAAGAAGGACUCUGCGGCUAGGGCUAAGUCUGAGCUGCUGGGGAAGCAGCUGGGCUCCAGGAUGCUGUAUGUCCACUGGACUGAGGUGGGCUCCCUCACCUACCCCCUGRUGCACUCCAGGUGUCUCUGUGUGGACCGUCUGCCCCCCAGCCUGCUGACCGCCCAGGACCUCAGCAAUGCCCUGGCCGACACGCACGCACCCAUCUUCUGCCAGGUCAGUCACAUGCCAGAUGACAGUUUCCGGCGGUUUGCCAUGUUGGAGUUCUCCUCGGCAGAGAUGGCUGAGCAGGUGCAGCGAGAGGCUGACGGCAGGGCGCUAGGUGGACCCACAUCCGCGUUCUCCUUCUGUGCCCCUGGACCCCCGGGAAGGAGCAUGCUGGCUGCCCUCAUCGCUGCCCAGACCAUGGCCCUGAACCGAGGGAAAGGUCUCCUCCCUGAGCCCACAGCCAUGCAGAUCCUCACAGGCCUCAGUAACCCUGCCACCCUCAAGAUGCUGCUCAACCCCCUCACCCAGGGCAGGAAACAAGGUCUCCUUGGUGCUGCUCCCACCAUGCCCCUGCUGGCUAACCCCGCCCUCUCUGCUGCUCUGCUCCAGCUCCUCCUCCAGAACCAGGCCCAAGUUCAACAGGCAGGGCUGAUGGGGGACAACCUUCUGGCUGCUAUGCCUCUCCAGCAGGGAGUCCAUCUGCUGGGAGACCUGCCUCAAGGUUUGGCCUUCCAUUCAUCUCAUUUUAAAAUUCUUUAUUGGCAAGACGCGGUUGUGCCAUCCCUGGGCCUCCAGUCAGACCCUAUAAAACCUCCACUCUAUGGGUCACCCCUGGGCAGAGAGUCUCCCACCAGCUUCUCCCAACCCCCCCCCACUCUCCAGGCAUGUCAAUCCCCACUGGUGGAGUUGAUGGACAGAGGGUUUACAGCACCUGGGAUGUCCAUACUAGGACACCCUCCCAACGAUGUAAAUCUUCCCCAGAACUCCUUCAAUGUCCACAGCCUUUCCCAUCCUCACGGGGCYCUGUCCUCAGAUAAUCGCACGGACCCUCUGGCCCAURUGUAUGAACAGCAGGAGGCUCUGGACACUGGAGCUCUGGCAGGGUUCGGYCAGCAGCGGUUUGGUCACCCCGGCUACAGUGAGCAGGCCUCCUCCCACUAUAGUUACCCCCCCAGCCCGCCCUCGUCUUCCUACUACAGCUCGGUGGCACCCGGCCCCGGCAGCCUCCCCUCCAGCCAUCUCAACAAGGCUGUGGGCAUGCCUCCUGUGAGCCACUCUAACCUGUACCCAUCUGGUCUGGGGAUGAAGACUCCCAUUGGUGGUCACAAGCGUCUGAUCCCGUCUCCAGAGCCCAGCCCAGAAGGGGGCUACGUGGGACAACACUCCCAGGGCCUGGGGGGCCACUAUGCUGACUCCUACCUGAAACGCAAGCGUGUCUUCUAAUGUAAACCAAUCAAAGCUUCUUGUACGAUUUGCCAAUUAACAGCCAGGAUAUGGCUCUAUUUCCCCCAGGAGCUCCUCCAAUCAGCUUUUAGGUUUUGGGCUUGGCGGUCCAGUGUCUCUCACUUGUGUUCCUGCCAGCGAUUUCUCCCCCCCCCCCUGGAGGGCCCUGGGGUUGCAGCCUGUCGCUAAUCAGGACAUAACAAUGCGUGCCAGUGUAUGGGAGUUUUGAUGUGUUUUUUUUGUGUAAAUAUAUGAUUUCAGUGUGCUUGUAAAUGAAGUUUUAUCCUUUGAUUUUUAAUGUCUUUUUUUCUAUCAGGAAAUCCCUUUGUUUAAAAAUGGGGAGUUACCUUGUACUAUAAGAAAAUAAUUGUAAAAUCUGAUUUCAGGUCUUUUUUUCCUCUGCGUAUUCCCUUCAUUGGUUGGCUGAGCGCUUUUUAUUUAAAUUUUUAUAUUUUGUAUUAGUURUUUCUUCCUGUUGUGAUGGUGUCAACGGGUUUCUAUUUUUAAAAGCUUUUCCUCCCAGUAUUUUUGUAUAUAUUUCAUUAGUUUGAUGGGAWGUUUUUUUUCUUCKCGCUCCUUCCUCCUACAGGGAUUAUGUACUGACUGUCUGGACAGGAUUCAGGCCUUCGAUUCAUGUAGAUCUGUGUAGCAGUACUGCCUUUGUCUUUUGUCCUUUGGAAAAACUGUC